Solenopsis invicta (red fire ant) is the source of this 4397-nucleotide messenger RNA. RefSeq names its product zinc finger and BTB domain-containing protein 14. Gene Ontology annotation, cellular component: nucleus. The coding region runs from base 2985 to 4397 and encodes 470 amino acids. The transcript is spliced from 6 exons. NCBI's taxonomy places the organism in Eukaryota, Metazoa, Arthropoda, Insecta, Hymenoptera, Formicidae. The record is from RefSeq and is a predicted model, not a curated record. Gene Ontology annotation, biological process: regulation of transcription by RNA polymerase II. Gene Ontology annotation, molecular function: protein binding.
AUUCUUCGCCUCUCUCGCUUCCCCCAUCAGAUUUCCCUCUCCCGCCUCUGCCACCGGAGCACGUUCCGGAGGCACGACGUCGACGGCGAGGAUAUUAAUAGAGCUCGAAGAGAGUAAGCAUCGUGGCACUGACGCGAUGGCAAGCACGACUCCGUUUUUCACGCCGUUGAUGGUUUCGCGCUUGGACUCGCGCAUUCCUGGGAUACGGCGAUCACGUGCGAGCUUCGUCGUCGCUUUUUCCGCCGUUGUCCGCUCCCUCCUCCUCCCGCUCCUCCAAUUCCUCAUUCGCCUCUUCCUCGUUGCACGUAUCCACGCGUAUACGUAAGCCACACGUGAGUGACACGCUAUCAAUGCGCUUUAUAUUUAAGCAAACAGGAGCUAAAUUUGUUUACUUUAUUGUUUUUGUUCGUCAUACCUUUUAUUUCCUUUCGAUUAAUCAAGUGAUUCCCAGAUCAUCUGUCAUUACUGCGCUUUACAUCUGUUUCGCGAGCUCGAUCGCUCGGAAGAACGAUUUGUAUUGUUUAAGGGUGUCUCGCGGUUCGUUACCGUCAAGAUGACGUUUCUUGACACGAAUUUACCGUGAGAAUCGCCGUAAGGUUGUGCCAAAUGUAUAUCUAUGCCAAAAACGACCGUGUGUAUAUCCGCACGUGAUUUUCUCGCGUCUCCUUGCAACGCUCUCUUCUUCGUUUUACAUUUUUUCCUAUUGACGCGUGUAUCUUAUCUUGAUGACUAACAAAAUUGAACUGUCAGCAAUGUUGGUUGUCCCUAAGUAAUCUUGCCGACUUCUAUUCAGUAGCCACGGAAUGUUUCCAAACUUAGAUUUUAGUCUCAAAAUUAUGUCGAUUAAUUUCGCGGAGUUUAUGUCCAUUUCGCAUUUGUAAAUUUCUUUGGUUGCGUUGCCCAUAAUCACAAGAAAAAAUAGAGGGAAAAAGGGCGCGUUUGGAUUAUUCCUAGUACGGGGGACGGGAAUCUCUUGGAAGUGCGUGGGAGGCGAGGGGAGAGGUUCCACCAACAAAAUUAUGGAUCGAGGCAACGCGAAGGUUCACGUCUGCGCAUGACUAUUCCUUGUUGUUAGCGCAGCCGUAUACACGUACACGCAUGCGGCACGCGUACGUAUACACCGAAGAACGCGGGAGAAUCGCGCGAUCUUGCUGUCUCUAGAGAAUCUCUCUUUUGAGAUUUCUUUACACGCGCAAUAUGCUUUUAUGAGUUUAUUAACAAUAAGUAAUAUUCAGGGUUAAUUGAUUAUCCGUCCGCAUGUAAAUUCUCAAUCCGAUAAGUAAAAGCGACUUGAUGGAGGGAUUCGAAUGUUCGUACAAAAAAUUGAAUUAAUUUCAUUUUAGAGAAAAACAACAACCGGGGGGAGAAGAGAAGUAUGUGUUUGUGUGCGUGCAUGUGCGUGCGUGCGCGCGCGCGAGCGUGUGUGUGUAUGUGUGUGUGUGUGUGUGUGUGUGUGUGUGUGUGUGUGUGUGUGUGUGAAAGAGAAAGAGAAAGAGAGAGAGAAAAUCUCGUCUUGCAGUGAGAUUGCGCAAAAACGGUUCCUAAUCGCUUAGAGCUGAUUGUAGAAUUUAAUGUUCGAACGGCAAAUAAGCAUCAUGACACGCGGUCGAGUAUGAGACGCGCAAUAACACAUCGAUGAAUGUCAUCCUCAGCGAGAAAUGAUAAUGGAAUCAACGUCGAAUCGACAUUAAAAUGAUGAUUUCGAUGUCGAAUCAAUGUCGAAAUCAUCAUUUUGAUGUCGAUUCGAUGUCGAUUCCAUUAUCAUUUAUCGCUGGGUCAUGCGCCGGAUUGGAAUAAUUUUGCGGAACAAUUAAAAGUGCGCCAAACUACACCGAACUGCGCCAUUCCGUUGCUUCAUUGCGCGGUUACCGACAAUGAGAUUAUUUUACUUACAAUGUAACGAUCGCAAAUAUAUUACUAAGAGCGAUAUAGAUAUUCCGUAUGUGUGCGUAACGCGCGCACGCGCGAGUAUGUGUAUGUACAAUUGAUUACUAUCCGCCGUAAUAGGUCCGAAAAUUUUCUUACGUUAUGAGUUACGCUUGAUCGGAAACCUCAAUCAUAAUAUACAUGCGCUAGAAAAUAUUUUGAUGCUGUGAUUUUAUUCUCUGAAUUCUUCAGUUUGCGAAUCUUUCGAAAAUCUUUUGCACGUCGCGCCAUACGCGCACUGUUAAUUGUUUUAGUUAGCGAGUUUAUCAACUUUCUUCCUUAUAUGUAAUAGAAUAGAGUUUAUUCCUCAGCGUACAUAGUUAAAGAGACCGUUUACAUUAUACAUUAACCACACACAUCCAUAUUUUAACUUGUUGAUUAAUUAAUCUUUCUAUUCUUUCCUUAUAUCUGUUAUUUUAAUUUGCUACAUUUAAUCAUACUCAAACAUAUAUCUCUAUUUCCUUAUAAUAGAGGAGAAGAUGGUAUUGUGGGCACCCCUUUUUGUCAAUCCAUAUCUCCUAUAUUAAAACUUAACGACUGUAUUUAUUAAUUAAAAUUAAAUAGAAGGCUCUGAAGACGUAAAUCAAAACAUAAAUCAAUGCCGUGAAAGCCAACACUAGAUAUUCGUGUGCAUAAUUAAUACACAUAUUGACAAGCAAUUAUUAGUACAAUAGACGUUUCAAUCUUCAAUUUUGGAUCAUCUUCAGUAUAAGUAUAACAGUAUGUAUUUAUUAAAGUAUUGUUUAAUAGAGUUUGAACUCAAAGUUAUAAAAUACUAUAAAGUUAUCAAUAGGUCAAAUAAGAGCAAAAGCAAAUAAGGUGUCAAUAAAUGGAAAUAUAAUUGUUACUUAGUAUAUACACAAAAACGCUGAACGUUUCGGGCUUACUUGCCUCUUUUUAACAUAAAAAUAAUAUUAUUUAGGACAUGAUUUAUAAGAAUCGUGAUAACAGUGCAUAAUGGGUCGAGGAAGAAGAAGGAGGGAAGGGAGUAAUAUGGAUCACCACAAAAAUAUAACCACGAAGUUUUAAGAUAGAGGUCAAUAAUACUCGAUAAUAAUAUGGGCGAGAAAACAUUUAAUCUUACAUGGAAUAAUCACCUGGCGAAUCUGUCGGGUUUAUUUGAAGCUCUUUACAAGAGUGGUUCCCUGACAGAUGCGACUUUAGCUUGUCAGGGUGGCAUGUUGAGGGCCCAUAGAUUGGUAUUAGCAGCAUGUAGCCCUUAUUUUGAAAGGGUAUUUAAGGAACAUUAUGGGGAACAACCCAUUCUCAUUUUAAAAGGUGUCGCUGUCGAGGAAAUGGAAUGCCUCUUGGACUUUAUGUAUAGAGGAUCUAUUGAUGUAGCGGAAGAACAUCUCCCCUCGCUUAUAAAAACUGCCACCGAUUUGGAGAUACGUGGUCUUUCUGGGGAACAAAGAAACCAGGAGAACAACCGCAAUCUCUACACCAGGGUCGAGACGCGGAUGCAACGGUGCCAUAUCGAAACCAGAGUACACACUACUGAAUAUAUCAAGGAACCGUCGAUGAUCCCUUUUCUGCCGAAGCAUUCGACCAUUGAUUCAAUGGAGGAUCACAUUAAAGUAGAGGACAUCGAAGUGGAAGAUGAUCCGAUGGUUAUUGACGGACACGAAGACAGUUUUGACGAGCUUCCGCGAUCUACAGAAACGCAAAUUAGGCGUAUACCACCUCCGAUGUAUAAGCGAGAGACCAGAUUCAAAGGACAGAAGAGAGUAUCUGUGGGCCGUGUAACACGGAACAACGAUCCAUUGGAAUCGAAGUCAAAAGAUUCCUCGCGAGAAUCGAGUUGUGAGGAUUCUUCGAGGAUCGUCAAAUGUGAGCCUAGUUUCAAUGACGGGUCCGCGGAUGUUGCAAUAUCAAGUGUACAGGAAAAUUUAAAAAACUCAGACGAUCCACCAAAGACUGGCGUAAAGAGGAAGUUCGAGGUCACAAAAAAAGCAGGAGGAAAUGAAGGAAGAGAGACAAGGACACUCAGCAAGUCCGAAAGAGUGCAGCAUAAACCUUUUUCCUGCGACCUUUGUACCCUCGCUUUCACGAGAGCAUCGCACUUAGCAAGGCAUAGAAGAGUGCAUACGGGCGAAAGACCCUUCGCUUGCAGUAUCUGCCCGCGAAUGUUCGCUAGGCAAGAUAAAUUAAAACAGCAUCUGGAUUCACACUUGCAAUGGCCAAAGAGAAAGGGUGGCCAAACAAUCUCAUUGCCGACGAAGGGCAAACGCGGCAGACCACGUAAGGUUAAUUUGGAGCAAUCUGCGAUGGAAGAAAUUUUAAAGUUUGGCGAAUUUAGUUCUUUAUUGAACAAGUCGCAUUCCGCAAAUUCGACGAGUAAAAGUGAAAAUUUUGAAAAUACUGGUGAUGAUAGCAAGAGGAAAGAAGUGCAUCGAAACGAGGACGACAGGUCUCAUAGAGAAAAAGACAACCGCGGUUGCCAAGUUGAAAAUGGCCAAGACAUCAUUUAA